Molecule: messenger RNA, 747 nt
Organism: Talaromyces rugulosus
Lineage: Eukaryota; Fungi; Ascomycota; Eurotiomycetes; Eurotiales; Trichocomaceae
Exons: 3
Coding region: 1-747 (248 amino acids)
Source: RefSeq, a predicted model, not a curated record
AUGCGUGCUGUUGCUGCCCUUUCUGCUGCCGCCCUCGUCGGUGCUGCUUACGCCACCACGGGUGAAACCGUGACCGUUAGCAGUCUUCAGGUCACUGCUGUAAAUGCAGACGAUGGUGUCGGUGCCGGAACUGAUUCGUACUCCUACUAUACUGGGGAUGGCUCCACUGGUGCCGGUUGGCCUGACCAGUCUAAAUGGGUUUCCUUUAGCGAUAUGUUUGAGGCCAACAAAGCAAAUAUGCUUGUUGGAUGUGAAUGGAUGAGCGUCCCCGAUGACACCGAUGAUGAGAUCCAAGAACUCCAGGAUGCCAUCAACCAGGUCGCUCAGGAGACCUUUGUCGACCACCGCUUCAUCCUUGCAAUUGUUAUGCAAGAGUCCAACGGAUGUGUACGUGUCCACACCACCGGAAAUGGAGUCGUCAAUCCUGGGCUCAUGCAAAGCCAUGACGGCACUGGCACCUGCAACAGUGACGGGGUCGUUCAGACCCCCUGCCCGGAAUCCGAAAUCGUCCAGAUGAUUGAAGACGGAACUGCUGGCACUGCUGAAGGAGAUGGUCUUGCUAACUGCAUAAACAACGCUCAAACUACGGAUGUUUCUGCUUACUACAAAGCUGCUAGAAUCUACAACUCCGGCUCAAUUGCUUCUGAUGGAAACCUCAGCGAAGGAAAUGGUGCCACUCCCUGCUACGCAUCAGAUGUUGCGAAUCGCCUGACUGGCUGGGUCAAUGCUGCUUCUACCUGCUCCUAG